AAACGUCGAUGUCCAUUAAUAGGAUGUAUUUGUUUCUUAAUAUUUGCAUUUUUAGGCAUCUUAUGUUUGGGUAUCGGUAUUCUACUUUAUUGUCAAUUUGAUUCAUUAUUUGGCGAUGUCGUUAAAAGACAGAUGGUCAUUAAUGAUGAUAAUGAAUUUUGGUGGUAUGAUCAUUGGCUAAAACCAACUGGUCGUGAAACAUUAACUGUUCAUGUGUUUAAAAUUGAAAACACUGAUGAAUUACGACAAAAUUGGCUAGAAACCUUAUCAUCUGCAUCUGCACCAAAAACAUUGGAUAAUCAGAAGAAAAAAUCAAAAAUAAAUCGAUCAUCAUCAUCAUCAUCAUCACGAACACAAUCACAAUCACAAUCACAAUCAUCAUCUAGAAGUAGAACAAAUCGUAAUUCAAAAUCACAAAAACAGGAAAAAGAUAUUGCUACAGUUGUAAAUCGUUUACAGCCACAGAUACGUGAAAUUGGGCCAUUUGUUUUUCGAAUCGAACGAUUCAAAGAGAAUGUAAUAUUUGCCAAUGAUGAAAAACAUCAGGUUGGCUAUAAUGAACGUGUCCGUUAUCAUUUUGAUCAAUUACUUUCAUUUGAAAAUCUUGAUCAAAAAAUCACAGUGGUUAAUUCAGAGCUUUCGGCAUUAAAUCCAUUCGUAAGAGCAAUAAUGAAAAAAGGAGAAAGUGUUAAAAAAAUAUCCACUGGUUUAAGAAAUGUCAUUGAUCAAAUAUUGAAUUUAUAUGCAAUGAAUAUUUUUGUUGAACGUCCAAUAUGGCGUAUUAUUUUUGGUCCAAAUUUUAAAUUUUAUGAUCAAUAUGGUGAUGAUGAAGAUGAUGAUGACAAUGAACAGGAUGAUGUUGAUAAUGAUGAUCAGGAUGUUGAAACCAUUAUGAAUGAACGUGAAUCUGAUAUGACAUCAUCAAUUAAUGCAAAAUUAUUGUCAACAACAACAACAACAGCCAAUAUGACAAAUAAAUCAAUCAACAACAAUACCAGUAAUGUUUUACAUACAAAAUUUACCGAUGAUGAAACAGUUGUUAAAAUUUUAAGCCUUUAUGAUAAAGCUGAACCAUAUAUAAAACGUCUUGGUGUUGAUAUUGAUCCAUAUGAUCUAUUAAAAGGUGUAUAUCGUUAUGAAAACGAUGCUAAACGUGGUAUAAAAUUGAUCAAAAUGAAAGAAAAUUAUGAGACAAAAAAAUCGAAAAAAAUGAAACUCCAAUCACAAUAUCGUCAAAAUUCAGUUUUUUCAUUUUUCACUAAUGAUUCUGUGGAAAAAUAUGAUAUCAACACUGGUAUCAAUGAUGAAAAGAAUGCUGAAAUCAUUGCAUGGAAUCAACAUAGUUAUGUAGAUGCUUGGUAUGGUCGUCAAUGUAAUCGUAUUAAUGGUACGGAUGGUCGACAAUUUAAUCCGUUUGUACGUGAAUCUCGUAUCUAUCAAUUUAUACCACGUUUAUGUCGCUCUAUACCAUUAACAUUAACGAAUUUGGAUCUCAUUUCAUCACCAUCUGGCAUUAGUCUACGAAGAUUUAGUGAAGCUAGAGAUUUUAUGCAAAGUCCAUUUCGUAACAAAGCAAAUGGUUGUUUUUGUAGAUAUCAAAAUCAACUUAAACGUUGUAAUUAUGAUGGAAUAUUAGAUAUGGCCAAUUGUUAUCAUGGUGCACCGAUUAUAUUAACACGACCACAUUUUAGCGGUACAAUCACAAAAUCGAUUGGCCAAUCAAUAAAAGGUUUAUUGCCUGAUGAUCAAAUCUAUCAAACCUAUCUUGAUAUUGAACCAAUUUCCGGAAUCGUAUUGGAUAAAAUGGAACGAUAUCAAUUGAAUGUACAUUUUCCACCAUUGCCUUUGAAAUUGAAUGCUAAUCGUACAAUACCGGAACAGAUAAUACCAUUAUUAUGGUAUCAAGAACAAUAUGUAGCAUCGCAAGAUUAUCAUAAUCAUUUGAAAUAUUUUUUCAUUUAUCCAAUGAAAUAUCAAGAAUAUGGUGUACUUUCAUUAAUGUCAUUCGGAUUAUUAAUGUUAUUUAUAUCAUUGGUUUGUGUUUGUUUCUGUUGUUGUACACAUAUACCGAUCAAAAAUAAUACUAAACAGCCUGGUGAACAAUUGAAUGAUAUUAAAAAUGGUAAAAUAUUAUUAUCACCAUCAAUUGAACCAUUGGUAAAAAAACCAAUGUAUAAUUCGAUUGUUGCCGAUCAACAACAACUGCAACAACAACAGCUACAGCCACAAAUGUAUGGAAUUAUAUCACGUAUGGAACCAAUAAUGCAUCCAGUACAGAUGGCUAAUAUGAAAAUAAACAAUGCAACGACAAAGUUAUCGAAUAAAAUUCAUAAUAUACAGAAUAAUAUUCGACCAUCGCCAAUGACUGGAGUGAAUUUGAUACCAAACAAUGAUGUUUCCAGUCUAUCCAGUAAUAUCUAUACAAUAAAUAAAGGUAUGGACCGAGAUUUAGCUCAAAGAAUGAUUAAAAUUUUUAGCGAUGAAUUUGACCACGGACAAUCAACAGUGAGUCAAUCAAAAGUCACGACACCUGACAAUAUGAUAACACCUGUGGAUGAUUUGAAUGAUCAAUCAACAGUACCGAAUUCAAUGAUUCCAUCAAAUGCAAGGUUAGAAUCUGGUUCAAGAGAUAGUAUACAACGACAACCAGUAGCGAUGAAUAGGCCACCAUCGAAAUUUACAAGACAAUUUACAAGCAAUAAUUUAACACAACGUGUACCAUCAUCAAUUCAUUCACAUGGACCAUAUUCAUCAUUACCAUCAACACCAGAACAUUAUAGAGGAAUACAAUCACAAGGAUCAAUUCCAAUAUCAAGUCCAUCAAUCGGGACUGUUUAUUCUAGACGAUCAAUGAUUGUAUCGAAUCCAUUACCAUCGCAAUCAUCACGUAAGCAGCAGCAAAAAAAUCUACAAUCAUUAAUUCGUUCUAGUCAAAUUUCAGAAGCUGAUUCGGGAUUUUUUCAAAAACCAGAUUCAUCAUCAUCGGAUAUAUUCAUCAAUCAAACAGAAGAAGAGUUUGACGAUCAAAGUGAUAUGAAACGAUCAUCAAUGACUAUAUCGCCAUCAAAUAAACAACUUCAACAUAUUGAUGAUCUUGGCCAAUCUAAUGAAAAAAAUAAAAAUGAAAAUAAUCAAUUAGAAAAUUAUGGCCAAGAUUUUUAUACUGAUGAUGAUGGACAAAAUGAUGAAUUUCAAGAAACUGAUGGCUUAUCAAAAUUAGCUAAUCGUAUGAAAAAUUUAAUGGAAGAUUCAAUUAUGGAUGAUAAUGAUGAUGAAAAUCAUAAUGAUAGACCAACAUUGGCUGGUGUUUAUCAAUUAAUUAAUUUUGCACGGCCAUCAUGGCCAACUAGAAAUGACAUAUUGGAAGAAAUUAAACAACGUUCAUUGGAAUUGAAAAAUGCAAAAAAAUAA
This is a messenger RNA of Dermatophagoides farinae (American house dust mite), 3411 nucleotides long. NCBI's taxonomy places the organism in Eukaryota, Metazoa, Arthropoda, Arachnida, Sarcoptiformes, Pyroglyphidae. The record is from RefSeq and is a predicted model, not a curated record.